AUGGACGCCCUUCGCGCUGUAUUCAACCACUUGGUAUUACCAUACCACCUCCCCGGCCGCGCUGAUGACGACGCUGAUGCACUCUCGCAUGAUGUACUCAGACGCCUCAUCAGUGCCUGCGACGUCAUCCUGGACAUGGCAGACGAGCCAUGGAAGCAAUCCUUUCAGAACCUCAAACGGUCACUGGAUGUAUGCUCCCAGCUGAAUGUCGGUGGUAUUGAUAAGAUGGCCUUGUUGGACCACUUUCGCAAACUUUGCCCAGGUUACAUGUUGAUAUUGCUUGUGCGUGAACAGAAUGCGGCCUUGCUCAUACGCCGUGAGGAUCUCGAUGACGGCCGCAAUGUCAUCUUCGAGGCCUUCGAAACAUCACCAACAUCCCAGGACGUCCUUGCAGCAGGCCAUGCACUGCAGUGGGAUUUCCCUGGACGGUCGGCAAGAAUACCUUUCAGCGAGUUCGCAGAUGAAGGAUUCCAAGAAAGCUUGUCAGGGUUUCUGGAACAAGCCAGCAUGGAGUCAUUGCACUUCCUCCAAGCAUCUACCAAGAAAGCUGGCGUUUCUGUCGUUGAGGUCCGAGACACCACAGACCCAGCCCUGAUCACGCAAAUGUUGUUACCACUUCUCGAGGCUCUGGGAUGUCACUUCGACGCACCUCUGCUGCGGAAGAGCAUACGUGACGAUGUCAACAUCAACAAUGCAGAACUUCCAUGGCGCAGACUUCCAUUCUGGCUUGUCUUGAGAGUUGCGUCACAGCGACAGUUAUCGCUUGAGCUCGGCAACCAGCAAGGUCGUUUUGCUUAUAAGUGCUUGAUGGGCAUUCUGUUUUCCAGCCUUCUGGAGAAGUGUACUGACCACCUGGAACCCGAACUUGUCGCUACAUUACGGGCUAAACUUUGUCGUCGGAUGGCAAAGCUCGAAGCUGAUUGUGCAGCGCUGGGAGCAAGUCGAACCACGGCAUGUCGAUCUAUCCUUGAAAGACUUCGGCCUUUGGUCAAGGCUUUGGUAGACGUGACAACUAGCCACCUCAACACUUCUUGGGAGUCUUUCAAACGAGCCACGGCUCGUCGGGUGCCCAAACUCCCAUGCAGGGUAGGGGAGGACAAUUUUCACCUAUCUCUACCCAACAGCCGCAGUUAUUUUGACGAAUUGCUUUCAUUCAAGCCUGUGCAGGACAGAAAUAAUACCUCGUACUGCCUACCUCAGUCUCUCGACAAAUCCAUCAUGCAGUCCCAAAACUUCACACAGCAAGUAUUCAGACUUCGAACUACAGAGAUGGGAAUUGUUGUGCAAAGCAAAGCGCCGAUUCCGAGAAGGCGCUUGGAAGGCCGUUGCACCGACGUUGCUAGACAAAUUCACGAUUAUAUCGAAGCAGCAGGAACUCUUUAUGGAUCUGACCCUGAACACUUGAGUGCGAAACUUCUCCAUCUGUUCCUUCUGUGGGUAUACCUCGAAAGAUGCGUGAUCAUAUUGCGCCCCAUCAUUGGCCAUCACCGACCAGCCUUUGUCCCGGAGCUACUUGACGUCCUCCAACUACCCACGGUAGCGGAAAUGUCCCAUCUUCGAGAGAUCCAAUCUUACUUGAACGAACGGCAUCAGACUUCCUGGUAUGACAGCGUGCUCGGCCCCCUUGACGAGAAUUGUCUGGCGGUUCGAUUUGUCAGCAGUUCCCCCGAAAUGCUUGCCUUGGGCGACAGAAUUCAAUCGGCAUCAGAUGAAGCACGUGAUGCGAAGGAACACGAAUGGCUUGCGGCGUGUGAUAAUUAUGAUCGUCAUACUAAGGACUUCUCGAACGGAGUAUGCCGUUGCUCAACAGAUCCGUCAAGCGGGAAAAUAAAUGUAGACGGAUGCAAGAAGUGUUGGCACGGGCGAGUCAGGAAACGCAUCAGCAUUGACGCGCACGAAGAUUUUCUUCCCAAGAAGAAUCCUGCUCGGUCAAUCAUGAUUUUCGAGCUUGGAAUGCCCGAGUUCAUCUCUGCGUAUCGUAAUGCCACCUGGAAAAUACUACACAGUUUUACGCACCCCUGCCGCGUUUCUACUUCACCAAAACCGAUGGUCGCAGUCAGAGACUGCAAAGCAGUAAGUGCUUUUGCGUCAGCAAAUAUGCAAGGUGUGUCUCUUGCUUCGGUCAUCAAGUGUUUCAGUCAGACACACUACAAGUUUCGGCGUGGCAAAGUUCCUUGUAAGGACAUACUGUUGCCGUUUGCAGCAAAGUUUCAGCUAUACGACGGCGAAACUGGACUUUGGGUCCAUGAUCUCAAGAAAGAUUUGACACUGCAACAUCUCUGUGGAGUUUAUGUUCCUAAUGCACUCAAGGUGCAACUGCUUGCUCUCGAUCUCCACCCGCCAACAGUCACACGAGGGCCGUCCUCUUACGAGAUCCAAGCAAACCAAAGUACUGUACCGCCAGGGCUGUCGGUCCAUGAGUCUUCAGCAUACCAAAAGAUUCUUGGAGGGAAUGCACGUCGAUGGAUAAACAUCCUUGUUGAGAUGAGCUCCUCGAACCUCAACUUCAGCAAUGAUGAAACGAUGCGUUUGAUAUGCCAGGCUGCCGUCCAAGCUGGUCCUCAAUUAGCAGAUAACGUUCUCGGUGCUGCGCAUUGCAUCUUCGAAGAGGCAGACUUUGCUUCUCGAUUAACAGAGGUAGUUGAAAUGAAACUUCAGACAAUACGCACAAACUGGCGAGAGAAUAACUACAUGGAACUCCUUGUCACCCUCGCGUUGCGUCUAUACUCAUUGUCGGAGGAGCCCAGCAGGACCAAGGCAACGUCACUACUCAAGACGGCACGCAACGCAACAUUGACUUGGACUUCCCGGCUUCGAACAGAGGUACGAGAUGCGUCCACUGCUAGUAUUGCUGAGCAUUCUGCUAGAUAUGGAUUCUACGCCGCCUUGUUGUGUAGGCGCACAUUUGCCACUCACGCUGAGAAGACUCAAGCUCUGGACGCAACUGAUCUCGCUUCCUGGAUUCAGGCCUCACUUCCACUACAAGAGUUUCAAUUGGGCAACAUUGACAGCCUGCCCCCCUAG
This is a messenger RNA of Neoarthrinium moseri, 3024 nucleotides long. RefSeq lists its product as uncharacterized. The coding region runs from base 1 to 3024 and encodes 1007 amino acids. Lineage: Eukaryota; Fungi; Ascomycota; Sordariomycetes; Amphisphaeriales; Apiosporaceae. The transcript is spliced from 2 exons. The record is from RefSeq and is a predicted model, not a curated record.